UGUAAGGCGGGAUUUCCGAGUGGGCGUGUGGUUGAAUUUGAAGAGGAGGUCAAAUGCGCUGCUAGAGUUUUGAAAACUUGUCCCGUCACGGUCCCGCGCCGUCAUGUUUCACUCCGUGCCCCGUCGACCCAUCUGCGAGAUCGGUGUCCAAACCGUGAAGCUUCAGAGCUGCAGGUCGUUGCGGCGAACCGUCGAGGAGGGCCGAGAAACGAUGGGCAGUGUCCCGGUGCUGGGCAGAGGCGCGGGCCUGCUGCUGUCCUGGCUCCAGAGGGCAGGGGCAGGUGCCGGUGAGGCCGCGGGCUCCGGCCGAAAGAGGAAGGGUUUGCUCUCCAUAUUCGCGGACCACUGCGGCUUCGUGACCGGGCAGAGGUUGAGGCGUGCCUGCCAGGUCGCAGAGCUCUACUCCAACCUGUACUCCGAGAGGACCAGGUCGGCUCUGGUCGGUAACAUAUGGCGGAGGUUUCAGAGCAAGCACCCCCCCGCUGGGAAACUUGUCGCAGCCCUGGCUGGCAUCUUCCUGUGGGAGAAUGAAAAGAUCCAAGACGAGGAAAUCCAAAGGUGUGGACUUGAGCUACAGGCGAUGGAGGCUAUAAAAAGUCUAAACACAACUUCAGGGACAAAGGCUGGGCAGCUUGAACCUGGCUGGGAAGUUGUGGUGGAAAAAAAAGGCUUUAAAGUGUGGAAGCGCCCCAUACCCGACAGUCACCUCUACGAAUACAGAGUGUUGGGCUCCUACAACGAUGUCACCCCAAGGCAGUUCUUCAAUGUACAGUUGGAUACGGAGUACAGGAAGAAGUGGGAUGCCUUGGUGAUCAAGCUUGAAGUGGUGGACAGAGAUGGCUGUACCGGCUCUGAAGUUGUCCACUGGGCUACACACUUUCCUUAUCCCUUGUACUCGAGGGACUACGUAUACGUGCGUCGCUACGAUGUGGACGAAGACAACAACCUGAUGGUCCUGGUAUCCAGAGCUGUGCAGCAUCCCAGAGUCCCAGAGACUCAAGACUUUGUGAGAGUCCAUUCAUACCAGUCAAAGAUGGUCAUCCGCCCUCACAAGUCCUUUGAUGAGAAUGGAUUUGAUUACCUGCUGACCUACAGCGACGAUCCUCAGACCGUCUUUCCUCGUUACUGUGUGAACUGGAUGGUGUCAAGUGGUAUGCCUGACUUUCUGGAGAAGCUCCAUACUGCUGCCUUGAAGGCCAAGAACCUGGAAGUGGGGAUCCGCGACUACGUAGCCGUCAUUAAAUCCAAAGACGGCAACCGCCAGCCGACCCAGGAGCGCAUCGGUGGGGAAAAGCCACACACAGGCGCUCCGGGACAGAUCUACGCCUGAGAUGGACACUUUUAUAGACCAGGGGUUAUGUUGGUCUGUUUUCACAUGCACAAGAUUCUCAAUGAAACCCCCCACAUCUUGGGUAGAUUGCAUGAGCUUACAAAUGGAAGUUGCAACAUGCAGUAUGUCCACCCUUAGACGUGGGUAUAUUUGUUGUAGGUGAGGUGUCUCAAGAACAAUGGCUUGCCAUAGAAAAACUUCAUCCAGAUGACUGGCAGUAAUGGGUCUAUUUGUUGAGUAGCCAAUGCAACAUCGAUUUUUGUUUUUGCCUUGUUUUGGUAAUAAUGUAUGUCUUAGAUUUUCUUUUUUUCUCUUUUGAUAUUCAACAAACGUUGACUUUAAAGGCUGUUCAGACCACGUGCAGCCACACUAAACCGUGUCUGCGGGGAAAUUUCACGUGAUGUUGUGCAGCAUCGGACAUAGAAAGGUAACCAAUUUACUUAUAAUGGACAGUGUCACUGUAUUUCAACUACAGCCAGGAUCCCCCUACUGACUGGAGAAUUGAGGCGUCUGCGGGCGAGUACUUUGUAACACCAUUUUUAAUUUCUAUUGAUUUAAUUUUCAUUGCAGCAUUGAUGAUUCAUAUGACUAAACAACUACUGAUGCCAUUAUUGGGUUUUUUUAUGUACAGAACUUUAAAUAAAAUCAAGCACUUCUUUUA
Molecule: messenger RNA, 1991 nt
Organism: Pungitius pungitius (ninespine stickleback)
Lineage: Eukaryota; Metazoa; Chordata; Actinopteri; Perciformes; Gasterosteidae
Gene: stard7
Product: StAR related lipid transfer domain containing 7
Exons: 9
Coding region: 104-1330 (408 amino acids)
Molecular function (GO): lipid binding
Source: RefSeq, a predicted model, not a curated record